AUGGCUAUCCACUACUUGAUUCUGCUUUCCCGGCAGGGCAAGGUGCGCCUGGCGAAAUGGUUCACCACCUUGAGCCCCAAGGACAAGGCCAAGAUUGUCAAGGAUGUCUCCCAGUUGGUCCUCGCCAGGCGAACCCGCAUGUGUAACUUUCUGGAGUACAAAGAUACCAAGAUCGUCUACCGCCGCUAUGCCUCGCUCUUCUUCAUCGCCGGCUGUUCGUCUGAUGACAACGAAUUGAUCAGCCUCGAAAUCAUCCACCGAUACGUCGAGCAGAUGGACAAGUACUACGGGAACGUAUGCGAGCUCGACAUCAUCUUCUCCUUCACCAAGGCAUACUACAUUUUGGACGAGAUAUUACUAGCUGGAGAGCUCCAGGAGAGCAGUAAGAAGAAUGUCCUGCGGUGUAUAGGGCAACAAGACUCUUUAGAGGAUAUGGAGUACCUCCCACUUCGCGAUUUCGAUGUCAUCACCUCCGCGCUGAACUUCAGCACGCCCGACUGCCGAGUAACUGGAGGAUGCGAUCUUUAUACGACAAAGGCCGCUGGUUCCGACAAGAAGCUCUACAGGAAUAUUGAGUGCUCUUUGGAGACGCAACAUGCUGCGCUGGUAAGGUUCGGCGCGUCGUUGUCGCCUCCUCAGCGCAAGGAGAUGGCUGCUUCAAUGAACCUAUCGCGCUCCAGCCCUUUUGGCUCCCUCAACGAAAUCUCGAGCCGCCGUACCUUCGCCUACUUGAUUGCGACGCUCAAUGCCAGCCAUCCCGAUUACGAUUUCUCGCAUGUCCUGCGUCCCACAGACUUUCGCCGCGAGAAGGAGUUGCGCCACGUAAUGGCUAGCAUUGACAGUAUGCUGAACAACGUGCGUCCGCACGGCACGUCACUCCUGGCCCCUGAUCCGAACUCAUCGUACCGUGCCUACAGCAGCUCGCCUUCCCUCAAUGCAGCUGGUGGAGGUUUUGCGACCAGUAGCCCUGCUUGGAGUCCCCAGAUGUGGAACAUGAUCGACAAGGAGAUGACUUUGAAGGACUGUACUGCCUUUUCGUAUCAGCCGACAGACGAUCCUUUCGACGGUGACGAGGCCGCUAUAUGGCGUAUGCACUUUUUCUUUUUUAACAAAACCAAGAAACGAGUUGCGUACCUCUAUGUUAGGGGAUUGCCGAUCGUACUCAACUCGCCUGCGCUACAGCCCCAUGGACGAGGUAGUAAUGGCUUGACAAAACGUUACGCCGCUCCGUACUCCAAUAUCCUGGGUGCCAACAAGCGCGCUCGAUUCUGGCUUGGGGACCACCUUGCUGAUCGUAUCGUGGCCAGUGAUGAGGACUACCAUGACGACGACGAGGAUGAGAUUGUCUGGGACCCGGACGAGGAUGUCGAGAUCGACCCUCUGAACGAUCCGGACACAGAAGAGGAGGAAAGCGAUCAGUAUGAUGAAAGUGAAAGCGAGAUGGAAGAAGACGAAGCCAUGCACUCCGUAAGAGGUAUAAGUGAAGACAUUGCCUCUAGAAUGGAGAUGUAG
This is a messenger RNA of Anthostomella pinea, 1512 nucleotides long. NCBI's taxonomy places the organism in Eukaryota, Fungi, Ascomycota, Sordariomycetes, Xylariales, Xylariaceae. The record is from the annotation of a GenBank genome assembly.